UCCGCCUACUUGCCAAGAACCAGGAAAUAGCCAUGACAUUUUAAAAGCGGCUCUCAGUUGAUAUUAGUCUUUGAGAUCUAAUAAUUUUUCUUUAACUUUGGUGGUCGAGUGAGAUUAUUGCAGUUAUGGCUUCGUUAUUCAAGAAAAAGACAGUAGAUGAUGUUAUUAAAGAACAAAACAAAGAGCUGCGCGGAACACAGAGACAGAUUACACGAGACCGGACAGCACUGGAAAAACAGGAAAAACAAUUGGAGAUGGAGAUCAAGAAAAUGGCUAAGACGGGUAAUAGAGAUGCCUGUAAGGUUUUAGCCAAGCAGCUUGUACAAGUGAGGAAACAGAAAACACGUACAUAUGCCGUUAGCUCUAAGGUUACGUCCAUGUCCACACAAACCAAGCUUAUGAACUCCCAGAUGAAGAUGGCUGGUGCCAUGGCCAAAACCACUAAAACAAUGCAAGCUGUCAAUAAAAAGAUGGAUCCGAAAAUGACUAUGCAGACCCUGCAGAACUUCCAGAAGGAGACGGCUAAGAUGGACAUGACAGAAGAGAUGAUGAACGACACUCUGGAUGAGAUCUUUGAAGAUUCAGGCGAUGAAGAAGAAUCUCAGGACAUUGUGAACCAGGUGUUGGAUGAAAUUGGAAUCGAGAUCUCAGGAAAGAUGACUCGUGCCCCUGCAGCUGACCGAAGGAACCCAAGCGCCGCCACAUCCAAACCAGAUGGGAUAUCAGAUGAGGAAAUUGAGAGACAGCUCAAAGCCCUUGGUGUGGACUAGUGCUGAUGCACUCUGAUACACACAAACACCCGGUUAUUGCCUGGCAAAAGUAGGCAACCGCAACACUCAAAUUCACAGGCACAUUAUAAUAGGUUCAUACUGAAUACAAAUGGAAACACACACAUUCACAUUGGCACAGUUGCAGACAGAUGCAGAUAAAUGGACAGUCCAAUAGCCUACAUUCACGGUCACGGACCUGCCUACUCUGGGAUAUAGUGCCACAGAUGGCAAAUGCAAUUUUUGUUUUAAAUUUUAUUUAUGACAAUGGGAACGAUUAUCAUAGUUGAUUAGGACUCUUUCAUAAGAGCCACGGUUUCGUCUGGCUUUAGAGGAGUCAUUUUAGAAAGACAAAAAUGAUUUUUUUGAAAACUCGUGGUCUUAAUGAAUACAAUGCCUGUGAAGGUGGAUGUGUUCCCCUGAAAUCCAGACCGGUGGCACACUGCAUCUUCAGUCAACUUUGACAGAUAACACAGAAAAUGUUUCUUCUAUUGUUAUAUUGUGUAAACAAGUUUGACAGGAGAAUUCUACCUCUCUAAACAUACAUGACACAGGGCUGUCUCUCUGGUCCUGUCACACUCCAUCUAGUCUUCAUACAACUGUUCUCUCGGUGCAUGACAAAACACUGUGUGAGUCACGCCUUUUGCUUUUUGUUCACACCUUUGCCCCGUUUUUGAAUUGGAAUUGAUUGAAUUGGUCUUGUAGGCUCAUUUUUAUGGUUCGUACAUAUUUAAUUCAGUCAGUUUACAGGGCAAUGCCAAAUGGUGUUCUGUUUGAGCAUGUUAUUUAUCCCUGUGUUAUGUCUGAAGACAAAGGUUCUCCUUUAUUUCUCAUGUGCCUGAGGUUUAGAGUUGACAGUGUGUUUUUUAAGAGAGUUUUUUUUUUAUUUCAGAGACGCUAAGUGAGUUCCUGUUACCUGUCAAUUUAACAUGUCAUUUUGUGACCAAGAAAAUCUAAAUAAGAGGUUUUUUUGAGUGGCAGCUGAAAGCUGCAUACUGAUCUUGAACUAUUGGAAUUGUAUACAAAACGCUGUAUUUAGGUUGAGAUUGGUUAUGCACGGCAAUAAAUCAGAAGGAUGUACAUAAUAAAGGCAUGAAAGGUUGAUAGUUCAUUCUUUUAUCCAUAGUCGUGUAUUUAGGGGAACCUUUCAUGGAAUUUAUUCACGGACAAGUAUUGUUCACACUUGAGGGGAUUACAUACCUCAUUUAACCAUUAAUAAAAUGUUAUAAUGAUAUGUUAA
Molecule: messenger RNA, 2007 nt
Organism: Triplophysa rosa
Lineage: Eukaryota; Metazoa; Chordata; Actinopteri; Cypriniformes; Nemacheilidae
Gene: chmp2bb
Product: charged multivesicular body protein 2Bb
Exons: 6
Coding region: 126-770 (214 amino acids)
Biological process (GO): late endosome to vacuole transport; endosome transport via multivesicular body sorting pathway; protein transport
Cellular component (GO): ESCRT III complex; multivesicular body
Source: RefSeq, a predicted model, not a curated record